This is a messenger RNA of Cotesia glomerata, 811 nucleotides long. RefSeq lists its product as uncharacterized. The record is from RefSeq and is a predicted model, not a curated record. NCBI's taxonomy places the organism in Eukaryota, Metazoa, Arthropoda, Insecta, Hymenoptera, Braconidae. The coding region runs from base 125 to 706 and encodes 193 amino acids. The transcript is spliced from 2 exons.
GGCAACGUCGCGUUAUUAUUAUUCUUAUUUAUCCUAUACCUAUAAUACCACUCAAUUUAUGUACAGUUCAUAUGCGCAGUAAAUGUAAACAACCGGCUAUUUUUAUUGAAAUAAACAAAUAAUUAUGGGUGAUCGAAUGCGUUAUAAAGGAAGAUUUAUUAAAAAAAAAGUAUUCGAUAAACAAAUUAAAAUAAAAAAUGGUUUACAAGAAAAAAGAAAAGGCAAUGAUUUGUCAACAAAUAAUAAACCUAACCUAUCCGAAGGCUUUCGUGUGGUGGAUUUAAAAUUGUUAGCCGAAAAAUUAAAAUGUGUAAAAUGUUUUGAAAUACUUUGUCUUGAUAAUAUUGUGCACGAACAAAAUUUAGGGCUGAAUUCAAUCUUAAAAGUUAAGUGCACUAAAUGUGAUAUAAUAACAAUAGUUCCAACGAGUAAAACUCAUCGUACAGCUGAUAAUAAAUCUAAUCACUCAGACAUUAAUACAGGUGUAGUUCUUGGUGCUAUACACGCUGGCUAUGGCUGCACUGGAUUAAACAAAAUAUUGGCAUGUGCCAAUAUUCCAACAAUAUCGCCACAAUUAUUUAAAAGAUAUGAAAGAGAAGUUGGUCCUGCAAUCGAAGAAGCUGCUAAGGAGAGUUGUAAAAGAGCUGCCAAGGAAGAGCGACAACUUGUCAAUGAAAAUAUAGACAAGUUGUGUGAAUUAUUGUAAGUUUAAUUGAAAUUGAUAGAGCUACGGAGUAACAAUUUUUUUUUGUUUAUAAUUUUUUAUUGAUCAUAUGAGGAUGAUUUGAAUUGAUUUAUUGUCAUCAACGAA